GAUCGAGCUCCCUAGAAGGUGACGGGUCAUUGAUAUGCAGUCCAAAGUCGCGACUGCGAAAUGUCAAAAUAUCUCGGCGAGUUACCCUGCUUGUACCGUCACCAAAAUAGUGACGAGUCAUUGUUCACAAUAGACGGAGAUCGCUCAGCGAGGCCAAGUAAGCCUCAGACAUUGGCCUUUGAAACCUGUGGAAGCGUGGUAUUGUAAUUUGCCGUGAAUGACGGGUAGAGCUGGGUACUCCGUCGUGGUUGCAGUUGUAGUAGCAGUUGUAGCUUUCUACGGCCUCCCUGCGAUGGGCUUGUCCCGUGUAUUGCUGGGAGUGGCUGGGGUUGCUGCCGGGGCAGCCAUCUUGUGCAACUUGCCAACCAACCCCUUCGUACCGACACCAGUGAAAGCAACGCUGCCGUACUUGUCUGGGAUCAAUCUGAAGACAAUUGAAGAGAAACCAAAGGAAUUCAAGGCCAAAGCAUUAUGGGAGAAAAGUGGUGCAGUGAUAAUGGCAGUGCGGCGACCCGGAUGACCUUUGUGUCGGGAGGAGGCCCAAGGGCUGUCCUCCCUAAAGUCGGAUCUUGAUGCCCAAGGAGUGGCUCUGCAUGCUGUAGUGCAUGAGACCCUUGGAGUCAAAGAGUUCCGACCCUUUUUCAAAGGUGAUGUCUUCCUGGACAAAGAGCGCAAGUUUUAUGGUCCAACAGAGCGAUGGAUGUUGUUUUCAGCGCUACUAAGAGCUAAAGUAUGGAUGAACGUCAUCUCCAACCGACAGAGUGGAGUGAAAGGCAACAUGAUUGGUGAAGGGAGGCUGCUGGGAGCCGUAUUCGUAGUUGGUCCAGGAGAACAAGGAAUAUUGUUUGAGCACAGGGAGAAAGAGUUUGGAGAUUAUGCUAAUUUGACAGACGUUAUGGAUGCAGUAAAGCAAAUUAAGCAGUAGACAGUGUUAGUAUGGAUGUAUGUGUGAGAUGUUGGCUUUGAACAUAAUCAAGCAGUAUAUAUGCAUGGCUGAGUGUCAUCACCUUAAUCCAUCUCAUCAGCUGUUGCAAAGUCGUUGAAUGAAGUCUCAGGUCAAAGGUUACCUCCCUGAGAUGGAGGACAAUACAACUCAGGUAACAGCUGUAGAGCUGCAUGAAGUGAUCUCGUGUAUGUAAAUCGUGUGUAACUAAAUAAUAAAAUGAUCAUUUAUGGCU
Haliotis rubra (blacklip abalone) is the source of this 1178-nucleotide messenger RNA. Its product is annotated as peroxiredoxin-like 2A. The record is from RefSeq and is a predicted model, not a curated record. The transcript is spliced from 7 exons. NCBI's taxonomy places the organism in Eukaryota, Metazoa, Mollusca, Gastropoda, Lepetellida, Haliotidae.